Ruditapes philippinarum (Manila clam) is the source of this 2740-nucleotide messenger RNA. RefSeq lists its product as uncharacterized. NCBI's taxonomy places the organism in Eukaryota, Metazoa, Mollusca, Bivalvia, Venerida, Veneridae. The record is from RefSeq and is a predicted model, not a curated record. The transcript is spliced from 3 exons. Gene Ontology annotation, cellular component: cytosol. The coding region runs from base 311 to 1831 and encodes 506 amino acids. Gene Ontology annotation, molecular function: protein binding. Gene Ontology annotation, biological process: neurogenesis.
UGUACAACCUGAUCUUCAAUUCUGCGGCCGGUAACCAGACAUAUUAAGAUAAAAUUAGAUUUUCGGUAAUAUCUUAUAUGCUCGUAGAUCAAGUUUAAACGUGUCAAGUUUAAACGUUUGUUUAACCGUAUCUUCAAUACCUAACCUAUUUAGAUAUAUUAUGAUUUUCGAAACAUACUUAAUGAGUGGGGUUUUGUAUGCGUAACUAGGUGGUUUGUUUACAUUUAAUCGAUCUGUUCAUGUUGGAGAAGAUUUAACAAGUUAAAGUAAGGACAUUAGAGAACAAAAGCAGGUAAAGACAUAGACACAGAUGGAGGCUUGUAAUGAGACACAGUCGAGUCAGAGCUUACCAGCUGCUUGGCAACACGCCAAAGCGUUGGGUGAUUGUAUGAUAAAGCUCUAUGAGAACAAACUUUGGACAGAUGUCAAGUUCAGAUGCAAAGAUCAUGACGACAAUGAAAGGAUUCAUGCGCAUAAAAUAGUUCUUGCUGCAAGAAGUCCCGUGUUUCAGGCGAUGUUGUUUGGUCCAUGUGCAGAGGAAAACGAAGAAAUUCUACUUGAUAGUAUUGAAGCAGAAACAUUUGAUUUAUUCUUGAGAUAUGCUUAUAUGGACAAAGUGACAUUAACGGAAGAUUUGGCUGCAAAAGUACUAGAGACAGCUCACUAUUACCAGGUAACAAACCUGGUGCAGUUUUGUGCCGAUGUUCUGGCUUCAUGUGUCAAACUCGAAAACGUAUGUGAUAUUUUGUCACUAGCCCGGCGUUUCGAAGUGAUUUCCCUGUGUAAAGCAUGCUGUAUUUUUAUUGACCAGAAUGCUGAUCAAGUGAUUAAAUCUGAAGGCUUUCUAAAACUGACAAAAGAAAACCUUGAUUAUAUCUUGAUGGGAGACACAUUGUAUGGAAACGAAGAAAGUAUAUUCAAAAAGACCGAAGAAUGGGCACAAAAGAAAUUAGAAGAAGGCGAGUUUGAGAAAAAUGGACAAAAUACGAGAAAACUUUUAGGAUUAUCAUUUUUCUACCUAAGGCUACCAACUAUGUCAUCGGAAAACUUCUUGCAAUGUACUCGUAGGAAAGGUUAUCUUUCAAUCGAAGAAUAUGAAGAUAUAGCUGAUUUCAUCAACAAAGUACCUGGCACAACUGUUACGAGCAAUUCAUGCGUGUCUAGAGUUCCAAUUAAAGAACAAUGGAACUUAACAUGUGGAGAAGUAACAGAUUUCAGUAACAGGAAACGUUUUGAAGCCUAUGUAAGCAGAGAUAUCAAGCUUAAAGCAUUUGAGCUGUCCGAAAUACACGGAUAUCUGCAAUAUUACUCCCCUUUAUACAGCAAACAAAAUGCUGAAUGGGUUGAGGUUCCAGAAAACAAUACUUUAGCAUUUCUCCGUAGCUAUAAUCACGCAGUCGUUCAAAUAGAUACCAGCCCUUAUAGAAAUUUCUGUAGAAUUUCGGAAACCAAAGCAGUUUCAACUGAAGACCUUCCAGAUAAUGUUUCCGUCUUGAUAUCAGGAACUGUGAAAGUAACGUGUCAAGAGACCUUGAAAGGAGUAAGAAAAGAUUCUGAAAUAUUUGAGAAAAAAAUUGAGUUUUAUUCUGCGGAUAAGGCACAACGCGUUAUCACGCUUAAAGAGCCAAUUGUUCUUGAAAAAUCAAGGUCACCUUAUACUUUUACGGUAAACUUAGAAAACAAAAGAAACAACAAGGUCCACCUGAUGAUGAUGAGUAGUUCAGAAAACGUUCUGAAAAGCAAACAUGGUACAUUAACAGUAAAGAGCAUUUUCGGAAAUUUUUCCGGAAUUCAAAGUUUUUGUUUUGAACAUAUAUCAAAUCGUGAUUAGUCCUGCACUCAUGUAAAAUUGUAAUAUUAUUGUAGAAACAAGUUACCGAAACGUUCAUACUUUAUAAAGAAUGUACAGAGGAAAAAUAUAAAGAUAACCUCAGACAUGUGUUGAAAUUCAUACUAAACUUAUAGUAAAAUGAUCACUAGUGAAAAUUCAAACCAAUAUAUAUCAAAACACACACAUUGUGCGUGUGCGUGCGUAUGUGUGUGCGCGCGUGCGUGUGUUUGUGUGUGUGCGCGCGCGUGUGUUUGUAAAAAGAGGUAAAACCGUUAGGCAAGAAAACAAGCAUUUUGUUAUAGAAAAAAAUAAUGUUUUGUUUUAUAUAAAUGUAAUGCAUCUUUGUUUAAUUUGUUUGUUUGUUUGUUUGUUUCAUUAUACGCCUUUUCCCAACAUUAUUUCAGUCAUAUAGGCGGGUAGUUUCCUAACCAUCGUUCCUGGAGAGUAAGAUCAGUACUAGAAUACCUUCCUCCGCGCUUAACUACCAAAGCAUCUCCCGGGGAUCGAACCCACGCCAGAUAGGUAACUGGAUUGAAAGUCAUCGACUCUAACCCCUCGACCACGGAGGCGGUUAUCUUUGUUAAUGAGUAAUAGCUUAUGUACUGGAUGUGAUACUUUUAACAAUUUUGUUUAAUUUCAAACGUUCCAAAUUCAUAUCUUCCGGAACAAGAAUGUAUAAUAUUUCUUCACUAAAUGUUUUAUUUAUUAUUCAUUUGAAUAUUUUAAUGAGAUAGAUAGACAGAUAUAUGUGUGUUAUUUAUCGUAUGUGAUAAUGGAGUAAAUUUAAUAGAUAAAAAGGAAACUUGUACAGCGAUUCAUUUAAUUUCUGAUUUAUUUUCAAGUAAUUGAUUAUUGUUUUAACAAUACACUUAUCUUACUGUAUGAUUACAAAUAAAUCUUAUCAAUCGG